Messenger RNA from Gavialis gangeticus (Gharial), 1078 nucleotides. Its product is annotated as mothers against decapentaplegic homolog 6-like. Gene Ontology annotation, cellular component: heteromeric SMAD protein complex. The record is from RefSeq and is a predicted model, not a curated record. Gene Ontology annotation, molecular function: I-SMAD binding; transcription regulator inhibitor activity. The transcript has 3 exons. Gene Ontology annotation, biological process: BMP signaling pathway; transforming growth factor beta receptor signaling pathway; cell differentiation. NCBI's taxonomy places the organism in Eukaryota, Metazoa, Chordata, Crocodylia, Gavialidae. The annotation marks the transcript as partial.
CCCCGGGCCGAGCCGCGCGGAGCCAAGCCGGCCCUGCCGCCCCAGGUGCUGCUGUGCCGCCUGUACCGCUGGCCCGACCUGCGCCAUGCCUACGAGCUCAAGCGCCUCAGCUGCUGCCAGAGCUUCUGGGGCUGCGGGGACGGGCCCGUGCUCUGCUGCAACCCCCACCACCUCAGCCGCCUGGCCAUGCCCGAGACACCACCGCCCCCCUACUCCAAGGCCUCCCCCUUCACCCCUCCCUGGACCGAGGCGUGGGAGCGCUCCCUCUCCAGCUGCAACACUGGCGGCGACCAGCGCGACACCAGCCUCAUGCGGCCUGCAGCCAAGGAUGGGCACUGGUGUGAGCUGGCCUACUGGGAGCACCGCACACGCGUUGGCCGUCUCUACACUGUGCAUGGCACCGCUGUUGACAUCUUCUGUGAGCUGCCGCAGGGCAGCGGCUUCUGCCUGGGCCAGCUAAGCACCGCACACCGCAGCGUGGCCGUGCACCGGGCCCGCGGCAAGAUCGGGCGAGGGCUGCGGCUGAGCCGGGAGCCAGGCGGUAUCUGGGCCUACAACCGCAGCGAGCACCCCGUCUUCGUGCACUCACCCACGCUGGGGCCACCUGGUGCGCGUGGCCAGGCCGUGCACAAGCUGCUGCCCGGCUACUCUGUAAAGGUGUUUGACUACGAGCGGGUGGGCGCUGCAGCGGGUGGGCGAGCCCUGGGCGAUGGACCCAGUGACCCCCACAGUGUUCGCAUCAGCUUCGCCAAGGGCUGGGGACCCUGCUACUCCCGCCAGUGCAUUACGUCCUGUCCCUGCUGGCUCGAGAUCCUGCUUGACAAGCCACGCUGAGGCUCAUGGGACGCAGUGGGGGGCAGUGCUGGGGGCUGCUCCCAUGGCCCUGUGCUUGCCCAAGCAGGGGCACUCAGGCCUGCACCCCACCAGGCACGAGGUGUGACCCUGCUUGUGGGGCUUACUUGUGAGCCCACAGCUGCCCUCCCUGUAUCUGCCCCAUCUGGGGGGUGUGUAGGCAGGGCCAUGGGGCCUGGGAGAGAUGUUAUUUAACCUCUUGUGGAAAAGGUAAAGUUUAUUUAAA